AUGAGCUUUCCUUUCUCGUCGCAGGGGUCCUGCCUCCAGAAAGAGGAGCGUCUCAGUCUCCAGAUUAAUCUGUCUGCUUGUGGUGACCGGCCCGCUGAACUGGACAAGCUCAAGCCCUACGUCAUUGAGCACAUUUUGUUCCUGUUGGUCACUCCUGCUGUUGGACCACCUGCAUUUGGGGAUGCAAAAAUAGGAGUUUAUAUGUUGAAUUCUGGAGGGAAACAGCUCUACAUAAAGGACAUGCAGGUGUUGUCAAAGGUGGAGACCAGCCUAAACUUUAACAAGGUAUUUCUUAGACCAGAGGCAAAGAACUUCACCCAGGUGGCCAGCUUAACAUGCAGAGGUAUAUUUCCAGGUCAUGGACAGAAGUGUAUAAGUCAUAUCAGUUUAAAAAUAAUGGGGAACAAGACGACCUCCAGCUUCCCAGGAUUACACAUCACACAUAGAUGGACAGUAGGGGAUUUCUUCAGUUUGUUUCAGGUGAAACAAAGCAACCACCACCAGAUGGAGCUGUGGUUCUCCAACCCUUCCCCUCUGCCUUUCACUGUGGUCAAUGCCACACUGUCGGAAAUGCUGCAGGGCGUGGUGAAGGUGGUGAACUUCAGUAGUCCAGUGAGCGUCUCCACAGGUUGCUGGCGCAUCCUGUCCCUCCAACUGCUAAACAGGACUCUGCCUCUGAAUUACAUGCUGACCCUGAGUCUGGACACCAGGCUCGGCAUCAGCCUGCACAUUCCCUUCUACUUUCAUUCAACUUCAUCAAAGGAGGAGGUGGUGUUUGAGGCCGAGCGUGAGUGUGCACGACAAUGUUCUCUUCGCUUAUCUGAAGCAGGUCGUCAGGAGUGGCAGCGCUCCCUUCAGCCAGACUCUUUUUCCUCUUCCUGGGCUGUAGACAGCAAGCUGGCUGCAGAGCUCUGCUCUCGGUCACAGAAUUACAAAGACAAACUACCCUGCAGGUGGCCCAGGCUUCUUUCUGAGGGAUCUGCUCUUCUGUACUUUGGGGCUACGCCUGUCAAUGAGAGCAAAGUUAAAACAUUCAUGCUGAAGAAUCCUUCGCCCUCAGUGGUUUCUGUGGAGAUUCAAACCAUUUCCCUUUACCCUUCUCCCAGUGAAGCUCUGGAUCUUCUAACCAAAUGGUUUAAUAUCAGCUCCCAAACUGUGAACAUUAGCACAGAAGAGUUUUCUCUGCUGGCAUCUCCUCCAAAGGCAGGUGAGCUCACAGCAGAUGUAACAGGAGAGGGUGUUCUCCGUCUGCUGCUGCAGCCCUGGGAGACCAGAGAGGUCGCUGUGGUGUUUAGCCCCACCCAACACAAACCAACCACCACCAUUCUUGUUAUCAGAAACAACCUGACAGUAUUUGACAUGGUGACCCUACAAGGCCAUGGAGCCAAAGAACUCCUAAGAGUCGGAGGUAAACUUCCUGGUCCAGGCGUGUCUUUACGCUUCAACGUUCCUCAGUCUACUCUGAUGGAGUGUCGUGACGGUCUGCGCACCAGUAAGCCUCUGUUUGCUAUCAGGAAGAGUUUUAAGGUGGAGAAUGCAGGAGAGCUUCCUCUGACAGUCAUGUCCAUGAACAUCAAUGGUUAUGCAUGUCAGGGGUAUGGCUUCGAGGUGCUGCAGUGUCACUCCUUCAGCCUGGAGCACAACACUUCCUCUGAGAUCACAAUUGCGUUUACACCAGACUUCACAUCCUCCUGGGUGAUUCGGGACCUCACCUUGGUGACAUCACGUGGUAGCACUUUCCCUUUCACCCUUAACGUGACUCUGCCCCACCACAUGCUGCCACUCUGUGCCCAGGUGGUACCAGGCCCCAGCUGGGAGGAAACCUUUUGGGUUGUCACUCUCAUCUUCACAUGCUUCUCCUUGGUGGGCGUGUGUUUGAUGGCCUUCCAUCAGGCUCAGUACAUCCUCAGAGAGUUCUCUACCCCGAGCAUCCGGAGCAACCACAACUCUGUCCUGUCCCAGGAGAACAGCUCUGUCAAUAACAUCACCUCCAACGGAGUCAAUAAAUCUAAAGGCAGCUGUAAGACCUACAUAGACACCUGUCACACAUCUGAUAAAGGAAAGGGCCGGGGCUCUUCAGCUGUGGCCAACAGCCCGACCCCGCGGUCUCAGUCCUCAAAGAAAGGCUCAACCACUACUUUCCAACCACAGAAGAAGCAUAAGGUGUCGCUUUAUUACACCAAGCAUAAGCCCAGCUCAGCCGCAGCUGCUGCUGCUGCCAUGGACGAAGAACACGAGGACCUGACGCCAGACAGCCUCACCCCGGACUCCUGCAACAACAACCACCCAGCGUUCAUCAGCGAACCAGAGAAAAAGAUCCCCGCCGGUUUUCAAGAGGACCUCCAGGGCGACAUGGAGCACAGUAUGUCAGCAGCAGUUAUGUUUCCUGUGGAAAUAGCUACUAGGUUCCCCAACGACGCCACACUGGCUCCAGGACCCAGACCCGGUUUGUUACUCUGCAGCCUUGUGGAACGGAGCUGCUGCGAGCGCUACACAGAGAAGAUCGACUCUGAGAAAAGGGACAUUUCUGAGUUGGAGGUAAGGUUGCAUAGGUCCAAGUAUGAACCAUCUGUUACUGACGCUGUAACAGAUGUAACCUCUGUUGCAGCAUCAGGAAUUGAUGCCUCUGCGUCAGGCAUCAAUUCCAGAUGCUUCAGGAAUUC
Molecule: messenger RNA, 2663 nt
Organism: Poecilia latipinna (sailfin molly)
Lineage: Eukaryota; Metazoa; Chordata; Actinopteri; Cyprinodontiformes; Poeciliidae
Gene: tmem131l
Product: transmembrane 131 like
Exons: 18
Cellular component (GO): membrane
Source: RefSeq, a predicted model, not a curated record